UCUCUGAUAGCCUCCCCACGUCCCCAUUUCUUUGUGAGUUGUUUUGAGUGUUUGGCCUGCUAAAUGUAGCCUAUUGAUGUAAGCUACAUUCCAUUGACAACAGACACAGAGACACACCCCCCAACAGAUUGGCUUCAGUGGCUGGGAGUGUGAAGUUCAGGUUGGAUCGAAACUACCUAGGUCGACCCCUGAGCCUCCUUGCCUUCCAGUCAAGGAUCCAGUUUGUUUGAAAGACAAGACAGACAGGACACACACACAGGUAUGGACAAGUCCCAUCAAGGUGUGCAGUUGUGAUUCCGAGGGGACACCAUGGACCUGGGGAUAAAGGUUAGCACUCCCAAAGACAUCAUGCUGGAGGAGCUGUCACUGCAAUCCAACAGAGGCUCUCGUCUUUUCAAAAUGCGCCAGCGAAGAUCAGAGAAAUACACGUUUGAAAGUAUCCAAAAUGAGGCAAACGUGCAGCUGAGUAGGGAUCUGCUAGCUGAGAAUGUAGACAGUGCCGAAAACAAAGAGGGAUCAAAAACACUUCCUUACACACCCGCCCCAGGAAACCCUUCAAAUCCAGAAAGCAUUGCACCAGGAUAUGGAGGCCCCUUGAAGGAUGUCCCUGCAGAGACGUUCAACUCUACAGCUAUACCCAAGUCUAUACUCCCUUGGGAGCAAGCUAUCAUUAACGACCCCAACCUGGCCGAGACCCUCAAUAUCAGGAUGCCUGUCCCUGAACCCAGACCAGAGGCUCCUGAAUACAAGAGCUUUAACAGGGUGGCCACACCGUUUGGUGGUUUCGACAAAGCCCCCCAGAGCAGUGGGAUCACGUUCAAGCUCCCCGAGAUCGACCUGAACCUCCCCAACUACUCUGAGCUCCAGGACCCAGGGGUGAAACGGCCCACCUUCAACAGGGUCGCCCAGGGAUGGAUAACCGACGGCAUCCCACUGAUCCUGCCCACCGUGCCUCUGGAACCUAUGCCCAUCCCUGAGUCCGAUGACCUCUAGAUGACCUUUAAAUGACCCAUAAAUACCUGGAAAGACAAGAGAGCACCGGUCCAACAAGAUCCACUGUUGGCACCUCUAACCUUACUGCCUGAUCUGCGAUAUAGGGGUCGGAGCUGAAGCCUAAAUCAUGAUUUUUGAAUAUGUGCAACCGACGACGAACUGAUGGUUUCAAAUAGGGGUUCCCUGCUGUCCUGUUUCAAUUCUGUGCCAUUUGCAUGAGUAAUGAUACUGAUGGUUAGUUUUGCAUUGUGUAUUCAGAGAAUAACAUGUAAAUAAAUAGCACACAUGACAGAAAUGUUAUUGAAAUGUCUAAGAGAAAAAAUAUGAGUAAUACAUUGAAACUCCAAUACAUCUUUUGGCUUAUAUUGGACAUCAGAUAUAAAAGUAUCUUUGUCUUUAAUUAUGUAGACAUGUUGCCUAUUAAUCUUUUAGAAUGGGCUUAUCGAUGUGCAAAUAAAAAUGUAUAUCUCUUUUCAUGACAUUGUAUAAUUAAUUGGCUUUUGUAAAUCAAUGUGUGGUUUGGAUAUGUGGAACAAAUGAACUUGUUAUGUACAGUACUUUGACUUGAAACACAAUUCCUGCAAAUUAAAAGAAAAGUA
This is a messenger RNA of Oncorhynchus mykiss (rainbow trout), 1592 nucleotides long. Its product is annotated as myozenin-2. Gene Ontology annotation, cellular component: Z disc; actin cytoskeleton. The record is from RefSeq and is a predicted model, not a curated record. Lineage: Eukaryota; Metazoa; Chordata; Actinopteri; Salmoniformes; Salmonidae. Gene Ontology annotation, molecular function: FATZ binding; telethonin binding; actin binding.